UAACUUUUCCGAAUUACUUCACAUAGAAGAGUGAGUUAGCUGGAGAAAUGUCAUCAAAGAUUCAACUUCUGGAAGAUAAUAUUGAUCAAGUUAAUAAAGAAAAUGAAGAUCUAAACUCGAAACUUAAUGCUCAGUUUAGAAACAAUGAACAACUAGCAAGAUUGAAUGAGGAGUUAGAACAACGAGUGAAUGAACUCACGCAAGAUUCAAAUGAUACGAAAACAUCCAAUGAAGAACAUGAGAGAUUGUUGGAGCAAGCGCAUAGUGAUAAAAUGACAAUAUCCAGGGCGUUGACGCAAAAUAAGAAUCUAAAACAUCAGUUGGAAGAAAUGCAUGAAACAUUUGUAAAACUUACCAAUGAUAAAAUGGAGCUAGCCAGUCGACUUUCAACAUAUGAGUAUAAAGAAAAUGAAAUGAAUGAAGAAAUAGGAAAAUAUAAACCUUAUGUUGGAGUGCUUGAACAAAAGUUAUCCGCAAUACAAGCUGAACAUGUUCAGUUACAAAACCUAUUUCAACAAACGCAACAACAGCUACAAUUAAAGCAACAAGGAACAACUGAUGUCAAUUUAAGUUUAAGAGAAGAAGUUUCAACUUGUAAUGAAACCAUCACUUUGUUAAGAGAGCAAAAUGAUGAGUUGAAAUCUAAAGUUGUUGAUCUGCAACAACAAAAUGAUAACGCAGCACUGGAAACAUCAUUAAGCAAUAAAACGAAUGAGCAAGAUAUUCCACAGGGUGGUGUAAUGAGCUUGCCACAAGUAUUAGCGGAGCGUGACUUUUUGGCCAAUCAAAUCGAAGAACAUAAGUCGGAACAUUUGAAACUCGUGAACAAACUUGAACAGCUUAAAGAAGAGAAGUCGUCAACUACAAGUGUCAAUCCGAAGUAUGAGGAGUUGGCACGGAACAUGUCACUACUUCAGGAUCGAUUUGCUUCUGUUAUGAAAGGAAAGGUUGAAGCUGAGAGUAGAGUGGAGGAUCUUGAACAUAUUAAUCUUCAACUACAGAAUGAAUGUGACACUAUUGGUGAAUACAUCACUUUGUAUCACAACCAGCGUCAAAUAUUAAAACAACGUCACAACGAAAAAGAUGAAUAUGUUUCAUCUAUGGCACAUGAACGAGAGGCCAUGCAGAAAAAGUUGGAGAAAUUACAGUCAUUGGUUCUUUCUUUAUUAAAUGCUCGAGGAAGUUUGAAAACAAACUUAACUUCCACACCUAAUCGUGGUAAUAUACACAACUCAUCUGAUGCUGAUGUUACUACAUUAGAUGGUUCUCCAUAUAAACCAACUUUUGUUGACUGGCCAGAUAUGCUGGAGGAUGAAGAAAUGAAACAACAACAUAUCUCAAGACCUGAUAUAUUACCAGAAGAUGCUUCAUUACCACCAAUACACCACGCACCAACUAACAACCAGCACAAUGUACCAGGAAAGUUAGAACGUUUAGAAACGGGUACUACAGACAAUGAAACCACAACGGCUAACCAGAUAGUUGAUUUAAUUGAACAAAUGCAAAAUCCUUCAUUUAUGAAUUCUGAUAAAGCACCACGUGGAUUUUGCCUUCGUUAUAUGGGUCGUUAUACUGCUGUUUAGUAUCUUAUUCUGCACAAAUAGUAUAGCUACUAUGUGUAUAAAUGUAAAAAAUAUAAAAAAUUUAUAUGGUAUGCAGUUUUACUACAGCUUUUUGUCAUUUCACUUUAUUUUCUUGCGGUGCCAAUUAGGCUGAAAUGAAAACUAAAUCACAGAUGGUAUGAGGAAUUUCAAAUGUUAUCACUACUGUGCAAUAACAUUACUGUGCUUUACAAUGUGAUAUCAAAUGAAUUAGUUGUUUAGGUUAUCAUUCAAAACGGCAUAUUGUUGCUAUUUAUUCUCAUGCAUUUUUAGGUGUUCUUAGUAUGCAAAUAUACCAUCAAAAAUUGUA
Ciona intestinalis (vase tunicate) is the source of this 1911-nucleotide messenger RNA. Lineage: Eukaryota; Metazoa; Chordata; Ascidiacea; Phlebobranchia; Cionidae. The record is from RefSeq and is a predicted model, not a curated record.